AUACACAUAAAUUACGCAGUAACUAUAAUACAAUAUGUAUCUUUUAAUACUCUUCACGUUGCCCUCCUUAGCUAAAGCGACGUACGUCAUCACCGUUUACGGAGAUGUAUAUAAUGACACAAAGUUCUUCACGCGGACAUUCCCAUGGAUCGUGGACAACAUCGGCGGGGACAUCUCCGUGGACUACCACCUGUUGGGGAGCGGCAGGUACUCGGUGCCGCAGAUGUGCGCGCUGAACCAGCUCAGAUCCAAUACCUAUUUGCAGGCGGAGUUCUUGAAAUGCGAGGCUGAAGGCACCAGAAGCGAGAUCUGUCUCUGCAGAAGCGGCAUUGAUCCUAAAAAGUUUAGGCAAUGCGUUCUGGAGCGAGGCAAUAUGGCGGGCUUGGCUGCCUUCAAGCAUUCGCAGCUGAACAUAGACGUAUCACCUAUCAUUGAGCUGGGACCCAGGAUUACUGUUUCGGAGGUUCCCGACGAACAUUAUCUCAAGAAAAUAUGCACUAUCUUCGGCGAUGACAAACCAAGAGGAUGUGUCAAGCCGUUCGAUUGUAACAAUAACACAAGUACUGAUGCUUUGGAAUCGAGAGCUCUUGCGUACUUUGAUUGCAGUAAGAUCGAUAAUUCUUGUCAAUGGCACACAAGCACUACUACAACUCCUACUACUACUCGUACCACUCCUACGACUACUUAUACAGCCAACACGUAUUGGGAUACUCCACACCAUACCCCAUGAUACCACCUGUCAAGCACAAACUAAAGAAUAGAAAUGCGUGUGAAAUAAAACUUUUGAAAUAGUUAA
This is a messenger RNA of Cydia pomonella (codling moth), 796 nucleotides long. RefSeq lists its product as uncharacterized. The transcript has 3 exons. Bases 35 to 730 code for a protein of 231 amino acids. The record is from RefSeq and is a predicted model, not a curated record. NCBI's taxonomy places the organism in Eukaryota, Metazoa, Arthropoda, Insecta, Lepidoptera, Tortricidae.